AUCUGGUGACUGAAGAUUACGUGAAGUUAGUUAGCCAGCUGCUAGCCUCGACAAAAAGAUCACACACAGAUGUAACGCCUGGAGAAAUAUUUGCAUUAAACGUGAUUUCCAUUACAAUGAACCUCAGUUCUGUCAGAGUGUAUGGAGUUUUUACGAGUCAAGGCGGCAGAGAGUAACACCAGAAUGAGAUCUGCAUACGCCAUGGAUAUAAGCCGGUCAGCUUUACGAGGACCCUAAAGUGUCUCAUUGACAGUUGAAGAGACAUUAAAAUCAUUGCUUCACACACACAGCUAAACGCUACAUCUAGACUACAGAGAUGUUCGCAAAGUUGAAGAAGAAGCUGGCAGAGGAGGCCGCCACUGCCCCUCGCUCCGGCCGCAUCCCUCGCUCCAUGAGCAAGGAGUCCAUCACGUCUGUGGGCGCAGAUUCAGGCGAUGACUUUGCGUCUGAUGGCAGCAGCUCCAGAGAUGAUGUUUCUUCUCAGAUUCAGCGCAGAAACGAUCAGAUACGAAAGCUGGAGGCCAAACUCUCAGCAUCCAUGCGCAAAUUUCAGGACCAGAAUGAAACUUUCCAGUCCAACAGAGCCAAGAUGGCAGAGGGCAUGGCCUUAGCAUUAGAGAAGAAGGACCAGGAGUGGAUGGAAAAGCUAGCUAUUCUGGAACAGGAGAAGUUGUCACUGGCAGCCCGGCUAGAUGAGAUGACGGAGCAGAGUUUAAGUCUGUUCCAGAAGAGAGAUGACUUGGAUGAGCUGGAGGGCUUUCAGCAGCAGGAACUGGCCAAAGUCAAACACAUGCUGCUGAGGCGAGAGGAACAACUGAGUCAGCGGGAGAAAGAGCUCAAACUGAGAGGAGAGGAGCUGAACACAGCGAGACUGACCCUGAGCCAAACCCAAGACAAGCUGUAUGAGCUGGGAGAGGAACACGAGGAGAUGUGCAGGAUCAACUCACAGCUACAGGCCCAAAGGUAUGUGAAGAGGGAUGAGUUGUUGAAUGAGAGAACAGAUGCUGAAAGGAGGGUUGUGGCUCUGGAGAGGAGAGAGCAGGAGUUACAGCAGCUGAUCCAGCAGGUGUCAGAGGAUUUCCAGAAGGCACAAAGCAGUGCAAAGGCACUCGAGAAAUCAAUGGAGCAGCUCCAGUCUGAACACAAUAAGCUGGAGCUACAGCACGAACAGCACAAGAACAAGGUGGCAGUGACAGAGGAGGAGCGAGAGCGUGUAAUGGCUGAUUUGCAGGAGAAGGCUGCUUCCUUAGAAAGGAGACUAGAAGCGAACUUCUCUCUGGAUGAGCACCUACAGGAACUGCUCAAAGAGAAGUCUUCAUUGGAGCAGAGGUUAGAGGGGGCCAGAGGAGAGUUACUGGAGGAGAGAACAAAUCACACCACUGCAGUCACUUCACUGGAGGCCCAGAUCUCUCGGCAGAACGCCAGCAUCACAGAUCUGCAGACUCUGGUCAAGCACAAAGACGACUCGUCCAGGGCUUACAGAGAGAGGACAGACGCACAGAUAUCAGAUCUGGAGCAGAGACUGGCUGACUGCACUGAGAAGAUGAAGAGUCUGCAACAGCAACUUGAAGACAGUGAAACGCAUGCAGAAAAACUGCAGGCAGAGUGGGCAGAGGAGAGAGAGAGACUACAGCAACAUGUCUCGACACAGAGACAGAGAGGCUUGGGGAAAACAGCCAGACUGGAGGAGGAACUUCUUACUCUACAGAGAGAGAGAGAAACAGAGGCAAGCAAGCAUCAGGACAACCUGCGGUUACUGGAGGAGGAAAAAGCUUCACUGUUGAAGAGCAAAGCUGAGGUUGACAGCACUGUCGAGAGACUGACCGCAGAACUAGAGCAGUCCAGAGCAGAGUUGAUCAGUAGACAGACAGUAAGCGUUGAAAUUGCCAAAGCUCUGGAGGAAACCAGAAAACAGAGAGAAGAACUCCAACAACAGGUCGGCAAAAUGACAGAGUCUCUCGAGAAGGCGGAACAGGAAGUGGGUCGUCUUUCUCAGGAUUUAGGAGCAAAGGAGGAGGAACUAAACACGCUGAAGGAAGAGCUGCGGGCGGUCCGUAGCAGUCUGUCUUCUCUGCAGGCUGAGUGUGAGUCUCGUCGUUUGGAGGCUGAGGAGAGAGAGCGAGAACACAACUCUCAGCUGACUUCACUGCAGCAGGAAGUACUCACAAAAACACAACAACUCUCUUCAUACCAAUCACGGGUGUCUGAUCUGGAGGGUGAGGUGUUGAGUUUAACUGCACAGUCACAUGCAGAUGAGUGUGAUGGUGAGCAGAACGGGACGCUUACUGUAAGUGAUCUUGACCAGUUGCAAAAGGUCAAUAAAGACCUGGAGCAACAACUGGCCGAAAAGAACAAGACAAUAAAGCAGCUACAGCAGAGGCUUGCAGAACUCAAGAGGACACUGCAGAAAGAGCUGAAACUGAAGCCAGAUCCUGACUCUGAGAUGAAGGAGAGACUCCAGGAAGGCAGGCAGGAGAGAUCAGCUGAUAAGACGGUCUCAGAGACACAGAUGCCCGCCACAGCUCCAACCUCAGCUCCAGGACUCCCUCAAACUUCAGGCCCGCCUCCCAUCACCUCCAACACCACAGUCACCAACAGUUCAGACCUCACAGACACAAGAGAGAUCAACUUUGAGUACCUCAAACACGUGGUGCUGAAGUUCAUGUCCUGCAGAGAGGCAGAGGCUUUCCAGCUCAUCAGAGCCAUUUCUGUACUUCUGCAUUUCACAAAAGAAGAAGAGGACAUGCUCAAACAGACACUGGAGUACAAGAUGUCAUGGUUUGGUUCCAAGCCCACACCCAAAGGUAUCAUACGGCCUUCCAUCUCAGGAACCUCUAGUUGGAGCUGAGAGACAAAUACUCUGAAAAAAAGUGAAAUAGGGAAUAGUGAAUGAUCUCAGUAGAAAACUACUGACGUCUGGAGGGAGCAAUUGCCGACUCCGCAGUUUCAGUCUCUGCCUCAACAGUUCCUAUGUAGCUCAUGCCCUUUAAACAAUGGGACACAAAACAACUCUCUCCAUUUUUCACUAAAAUAUUGCAGGGACUGGAAACAAAUGCUUUAUCAACAUCUUUUCGUGACUGGGGAAUUUCAUCUUUUAAGUAAUGGUUAAAAGGCAUCAUCCGUCUCAUUCAUAUCCUCCGUAGUUUCUACAACUGCUGUUUCCAACAUCCUUCAACUGGAAAAGGAUGGAAAACGAUUCUUAUUUUCAUUUACUUUUUUUGUAACUCCAAUCUGAGCUCCUUGAAAUCACUGUUGGGGGAAUCAUAUGCGCUGCUCUAUUUCAGUGGUCCUCAUAUAGACAAUAAACGCAUGCCCUUUUCCUCCAAUACUGGACAUCAGUGAAAAUCAGGAAUGGGAUUUCACAUACUGUUGUGAUUUUGAAUAUGUGGAAGCAUCUUUCUUUAACCUGCCUUGUUUAUGUGUAAAUUACAGUUACGUACAUUCCAUACAAGUAUUUAUAUAUGAAUACCUGUAUAUAAGUGAUGAGGAUUUAUAAAUCAGUGGAUACAUACCUUAAGGUUUUUUUUUUUGUCAUCAUACACAUGCAUUAGUCUCAAAACUGUGAUCAUAUGAGUGUGUAUGUAUAUGCGUGCGAGAUUCUUCACUGUGGGCUUGAAACUGUAAUAUAGAGGCAUAUAUGCACAGACUGAGGAAACAAGCAUGCAUGCCUUAUACCGAAUGCUUUGAUUGUACUUUGGUUUUGAGUGUAUACUGAAGCAUUUGAGUACACUUGAAGCCUUAACAUUCAAGGCUAACUGCAUUUCUAUUUCUCUGAGAACAUGUCAAAAGAAACGUCUCUCCUUUUUCCCUGUGAAAACAAAGUGGUUUUGAGUCAGAGCCAGUGUUUUGCUGUCAGAACAAUGUAAUUUUGUGUGUUUUAACACUUCAAGGCCACAUCAGCACUAAGGUUAACACUCUGAAUGACAGACUCUUCUGGUAAAAAUAGCUGAAUAUCUCUGCGGUAUGAUUAACGUGUUACCUGUUUUUAGAAAAAGAAUCCGAAAGAUUUCUGUUUUAUGUAAAGACUGAUAGAACUCCUAUUAUGAAGUUUGAAUCAGUCGAUUCUGAGAAUUUGUUUUGCCGUAAAUGAAGGUUCUCUGGAAAAUGCAGAUAAAUGGCCUGUGUAUGAACCGCUUUCGGAAUGAGAUUUUUAUAGAAAGAUCCAAAAUGCACUUUUCUACAACUGUAUUCAUGUUUUGUUUGAUGUUAUGAUACUGUAGCCAUCACAGUAUCCAUUGCAUCUGCUUUCAGCAAAAUACCACUACAUCCUUACUUUGGUUUCACUUCAUGGUAUGUCAGGAAUAUCAAAACUUGACAAAAAUUAAAAUCUUUCU
Sinocyclocheilus anshuiensis is the source of this 4334-nucleotide messenger RNA. Its product is annotated as golgin subfamily A member 1-like. Bases 317 to 2848 code for a protein of 843 amino acids. The record is from RefSeq and is a predicted model, not a curated record. The transcript has 22 exons. NCBI's taxonomy places the organism in Eukaryota, Metazoa, Chordata, Actinopteri, Cypriniformes, Cyprinidae. Gene Ontology annotation, cellular component: Golgi apparatus.